Messenger RNA from Coniophora puteana RWD-64-598 SS2, 1792 nucleotides. RefSeq names its product phosphatases II. Lineage: Eukaryota; Fungi; Basidiomycota; Agaricomycetes; Boletales; Coniophoraceae. Gene Ontology annotation, molecular function: phosphatase activity. Gene Ontology annotation, biological process: dephosphorylation. The record is from RefSeq and is a predicted model, not a curated record. Bases 74 to 1513 code for a protein of 479 amino acids. The transcript has 5 exons. Gene Ontology annotation, cellular component: nucleus.
CGGCCACCGCUCGCCGGCGGCACGCCAGCUCGCCCGGAUCCAAUCUGCCUACGGCAGUUACAGCCAGGGCGAGAUGCUGUCCUCGCCGUUCGCGCAGCUGCAUUCCGAAGACGCAUUGGAUAGUGCCAAUGGCGCCGGUACUGGUUCUAGUGCAAGCCAGACAUUCUUGCUAAGAGAUCCACUAAGAACGUCAUUCUCCUCACUGCCCAGGAACUUUGGCCGGAAGCGCGGUGGCUCGAGCGCGUCAUUAGCAUCGUCUGGACUCGGUCACUGGCAUUCCAGCGGAUCGCAGGCUCACAUGCAUGUCUCAGGCUCCAGCGCUGGUUCCAGACGCGGUUCUGGGAGCUCGAGCGCGAGUGCUGCGACGCAGACGCAGAAACCGCCGCCGCCGUUCAGGCUGGGCAACUUGUUUCUGUCGUCGUGCCCGGGUAAGAAGGUGCGACUGAAUGGCCCGUCGAAGGGUCGAGGCGCGGUCUGCAGAGACCUGGACGUCGAUCUGCAGCGCGUCAAGGAUCUGGGUGCGCGUUGUGUGGUGUGCUGCCUCGACGACGACGAGCUCCAGUUCCUCGGCACCUCAUGGGACGACUACCGCGCGUCCGCACACCGCGCCGCGCUCGACGUCCUGCGCAUUCCCCUCCCCGAAGGCCUCUGCCCGCUGUCCCCCGCCGCGCUCGACGCGGAUCUUGCGCGCCUCACAGCGCAGUACACGCUGCACGGCGCGCACGUCCUCGUGCACUGCCGCGGCGGCGUCGGCCGCGCGGGGCUCGUCGCGUGCUGCUGGAUGCUCCGGCUCGGGCUGUGCGGCUGGAUCGCGCCGUGGGCGGGGCCGCCGGUUGCGCAGGAGCUGGAUGCGGAUGUGAGGAAGGAUACGAUUGUGCUUGUGCAGCGCGCGAUUGCGGUCGUGCGGAGGCGGAGGAGUGUUAAGGCGAUCGAGACGCUUGAGCAGGUUAGGUUUUUGGUGGAGUAUGUGGAUUGGCUGAGGGAGAAUGUUGUUGGCGGGGAGGUGAGGGUUGGCGCUGCUGCUGCUGGUGUUAGUGACGGCGCCGGUGACGGUGCCAGUGCGCAGGGGCCGAGGACGUCGAGAAGAGUGGAUGGAGCUGUGACGUCGCUGGCAGCAGCGGCAGCGGCGGCCACGGCGAUCGCUGCGCUCGCGCCGACUGUGCAGCCCAUCGAGCAGCUCUUUCCUUCGCAGCCUGAACGGCCUUUGCCCUCGCCGACGCAGAGUUGCACGUCGCCGUCGUCGUCAUUAUCCUCAUCUUUGGCGGCAGCGGUGGCAGCAGUUGUACCCGCCGUGUCGACGGUCGUGACCGAGUUUGCGUCUGCGCCUGAUCCUACUUCCGCUCCCCCAUCCGACACUGCGCUCAGUCCUACGCCGGCUGCAUCCACACUUGCCUCAGACUCUCCUUUGUUAUCUGCUUCAGAUGCUCCUGCUGUCGCAAACGAAGCAGCCACGCACCAGGUACCUGCGGUGCCAACGUCCACACCUUCUCAAGGCGUUCUGUGCGCUGCGUAAUUCAAUUCGGCGCAUCCACCGACGGCGCUGAGUCGGAGUUCUUCAAUAUCCUUUCUUUCCUUCACUUUAUAAUGUGUAUACGUCUGGACCUUCAUUUUCUCAGUCAUGAGAACUUUCAUUAUCGUAGCAUUCAACUUGGAAUCCUCAUCCUCUCAACGCUUCUUUUUCCCUCUUCAUGUCGUUUAACCUGCGUAUUUGCAUAUCUCCUUCGUUUGUCUCAUACCGCCGACUUUGUUUAUACUGUACGUCAUAUUACUUUAUACCACGCAUGUUAUAACC